CAUGGUUUGAGACUGAAUUCAGGGUCGGUUAUGGAGGCGAAGGAGGACAGUGGAGAUGUGCGCGAGGUCGCCUGCUUUCGUUGCCAUGACGGCCAUCAACGGACGUACGAGCACUGGAGCAGCACCCUCCACUGCCGCAUGCGCUUCAGCUUCUUCAGCCCUCGAGCGAUCAGCAAGCAACGCUUGCCAGUGAUUUACUUCCUCUCUGGACUCUCCCGAACAGAGCAGACGUGUCCAGAGCAGGGAGGCACGCAACAGUACCUGUGCAAGCACAACCUUUGCAUGGUGUGGCCAGACACAAGCCCAAGAGGACUGGAGUUGGACAAGACCGUAGAAUCUGCUUGGUACGGUCCAGGCGCCAGCUUCUAUGUGGAUGCGACGGAGAAACCGUGGGAGGACCACUACCGCAUGUUCACGUACAUCACACAGGAGCUUCCCGCGCUCAUCGAAGAACGCUUCAACGUCACCAAGGAGAAGGGCGUCUGCGGGCACAGCAUGGGUGGACACGGUGCUCUCAUGUGCAUGCUCAAGCAACCCAAACUCUUCAAUUCUGUCUCCGUCUUUGCGCCCUUGUGCUCCACUAUCAAGUCCCCUGUCAGCCAGCGCGCAAUGCUGCGAUACUUUGGCGAAGACAAGGGCGCGUGGGCACCUUGGGACGUGUUGACGCUGGCACUGCAGCUCCCGAAGGACACCAGCCCCAUUCCAAUUCUCAUCGACCAGGCGUGUGUCACCUACCGCCGGCAGGAGGAGUUUGGGCAUGGCUACUACUUCCUGCAAACGUUCAUCGCAGACCACAUUUCCUUCCACGCCAAGCACCUCAACCCACCACCACCACCACCAUCAUCGUCGUAG
Salpingoeca rosetta is the source of this 852-nucleotide messenger RNA. RefSeq lists its product as uncharacterized. The record is from RefSeq and is a predicted model, not a curated record. Gene Ontology annotation, biological process: formaldehyde catabolic process. NCBI's taxonomy places the organism in Eukaryota, Choanoflagellata, Craspedida, Salpingoecidae. Gene Ontology annotation, cellular component: cytosol. Bases 31 to 852 code for a protein of 273 amino acids. Gene Ontology annotation, molecular function: S-formylglutathione hydrolase activity. The transcript is spliced from 10 exons.